This is a messenger RNA of Melampsora larici-populina 98AG31, 997 nucleotides long. RefSeq lists its product as uncharacterized. Bases 290 to 997 code for a protein of 235 amino acids. The transcript has 2 exons. NCBI's taxonomy places the organism in Eukaryota, Fungi, Basidiomycota, Pucciniomycetes, Pucciniales, Melampsoraceae. The record is from RefSeq and is a predicted model, not a curated record.
GAUGACCAUCAAUCGUAUCUUAUCGCUUCUUUCCUAUCCUUCGUUUCCUCCGCCUUUCCGGUCACGAUUGCCAAAUCAAGGUAUAGGACCUAGAUAAUUUGAACUGCAUAGCCACAGCGAAGAUUAAUUCACGAUCUUGAUGUCAUACAUAAAUCAGGCGCAGGGUCGGAGGUGACUCUGGAAGUUUAGCUGAUACUUUUCAAUGAAGUUCAGUGAUUCAAGUAUCACUAUCAGGCAAGACAUCCGAUAAAGACCAAUUCUUAUACCACAACUUUGAGAAAGUUAUAAUAUGAGUAUUUAUUAUUUUAAUCAUGCUAAACAAUUAGCCAUCACAUCGGUUUGUUCUUUACCGAUCACUACUAUUCCAAUCAGUUUAAAAUCAAAACUUUCAAAUCAGAACGAUUUCAUUGAUGUGUUUCCGAUCUUGGAGCCUAAGAAUUGGAGUUCGAUCAAUUGUUUAAUUUUCUUCAGAAUAAACUCCACCAUCUCGAUUGAAACUUUGCCGACUCAUUCAAAUCUAAUAUCAACGUUUUCCAAUUUUAAUUCAACUUCAAAUCUAAAGUUUACAAAUCCAUCAAAAUCAACGUCGACUUAUUAUGCAUUAAAAUCACUUUAUCCUAUCUUAAACGCACCUAAUCCUUUUUCAGGUAAAGCUGUUUUAUUAGAUGGUAUCCCGAGCAAGCUUUCACCUCAACAUGUCAUCCAAUCUUUGUCUCAUUUUGGUCACUCAAUCAUUAAUCCUCAACCUUGUUACUCAUUUCCUUGGCCUGGUUCAAUAAAUCCCAUUCAAUCUAAAACUCCCUCAAUCACUCGUCAUCAAAUCAUUUAUUGUCAUUCGAACGCUCUUGCUCAUCAUCUUGCUGGUCAAUUACAUCGAUCUAGACCGUCUUGGUUACCUUCUUCAACUUCUCAUCAUCAUCAACAUCAUCAUCAAUUUUCGAAUCAAAUAAAACAAGGUGUAAUCGGAUGGGAAUUGAAAGCACGCGUGAUCUAUUGA